AUGUCCGAGUCAACCCCCCUGCUCCUCCACGAGCCGCCCAGCGAGCGCCCCCUGCCCGCGGCCUACGACGCCAAGUCGCUCGACGCCCGCUCGACCUGCUCGUCCGGCUCCUCGCGCUCCGACUACGCCGGCACGCUGCUGCGCGACGUCAUCAUCGGCUUCUCCGACGGGCUCACGGUGCCGUUCGCCCUCACGGCCGGCCUCUCCAGCCUCGGCAGCACCCGCCUCGUCAUCAUGGGCGGCCUGGCCGAGCUCUUCUCCGGCAUGAUCUCCAUGGGCCUGGGCGCCUACCUGGCCGCCGUGACGGAGCGCGACGCCUACGCCUCGCGGCGGCGGCGGGAGGACGCCCGCGGCGCCGCGUGCCCGCCCGAGGAGCGGCGCGCCGAGGUGCUCGCCGUCCUCGUCGACCGCUACCGCGUCUCGGGGCGGGCCGCCGCGCCGCUGGCCGACGAGCUGUGCGCCGACCGCGACCGCUGGGUGCGCUUCCGCAUGGACGUCGGGCUGCGCGCCGACGCGCCCGACGCCCACGCCGCCUGGGCCUCGGGCCUGACCAUGGGCCUGAGCUACCUCGUCGGCGGGCUGAUCCCCAUGCUGCCGUACUUUGCGGCGGGGGACGCGCGCACCGCCCUGGGCGUGUCGGUCGCGGUGACCGUGGUCAUCCUGCUGGGCUUCGGGUACGCCAAGAACUGGGUCGCGAUACGGAACCACCGCGCGGGCGUUUGGGGCGCCGCCCAGACGCUGGUCAUUGGCGUGCUGGCCGCGGGCACGAGCUACGCCAUAGUCAAGGUGCUGGACAGGGGGGAGGUGUAG
Ustilaginoidea virens is the source of this 810-nucleotide messenger RNA. RefSeq lists its product as uncharacterized. The transcript has a single exon. NCBI's taxonomy places the organism in Eukaryota, Fungi, Ascomycota, Sordariomycetes, Hypocreales, Clavicipitaceae. Gene Ontology annotation, cellular component: fungal-type vacuole membrane. Gene Ontology annotation, biological process: intracellular manganese ion homeostasis. Bases 1 to 810 code for a protein of 269 amino acids. Gene Ontology annotation, molecular function: iron ion transmembrane transporter activity; manganese ion transmembrane transporter activity. The record is from RefSeq and is a predicted model, not a curated record.